AUGAUCAUUGUAGAGGAAAGUCAUCCAAAGGCUCCGGGUGUAAGCCAAAGUGUCGAAGACAAAGAAGCGCUUCGAAUCGUGAAGUCUUCAGUGUACAAGGAUGGUCAUUACGAAGUACCAUUGCCGUGGAGAACGGCUGAAAGACUUCCUGACAAUUGUCGCCUAGCCCGCUCUCGAUUGCAAUAUAUAAGGAGGCGUUUUGCAAAGGAUCUGACUUUGUUAGCGCGACGCAGAGAACGCAUAAACAAUAGCAUCAUUAUGGGCUACCUCGAACCUGUAUCCGCUCACCAAUCUAAAUCAGGGGGCGAAAGGAAGUGGUAUUUAACUCAUCACCCCGUUUUGACCCCGAGGAAACCAGGACAGCUUCGAGUUGUCUUAGAUUGCGCGGCCAAGUUUAAGGGUGUAUCCCUGAACGAUAGAUUGUGUAAAGGCCCCGACACUACUGCGAGCUUGACAGGAGUUCUCUCGCGCUUCCUGAGUGAGUAA
Messenger RNA from Opisthorchis viverrini, 486 nucleotides. RefSeq lists its product as hypothetical. The coding region runs from base 1 to 486 and encodes 161 amino acids. The transcript is spliced from 2 exons. NCBI's taxonomy places the organism in Eukaryota, Metazoa, Platyhelminthes, Trematoda, Opisthorchiida, Opisthorchiidae. The record is from RefSeq and is a predicted model, not a curated record.